AUGAGACACGAGAAAAAGGACCAUGAGAGGUGCCAGAAUUGUGCAGUCGAAUACCUUUCAUCGGAUCGGAAUCACCAUCAGCGCAAUUGUUCUGGUCAAAGUAACCGGGUACCGACCCAUUCUGCACCGUUUGACAAGGCUGUUUUGGAUGUAGGGAGCGACUCUUCAGCAGAAGACAUCAUAAGGCAAUACCAGCACAGAGCAAUAUCGGCGCUGGAGGAAUUCAAAGCAAUUGUAAAUGACAUUUGCUCUGCUGCAGAAGAAGGUACCCGAGAGAAAGAAGAUUAUGAGGAAUAUCGCCGCAAUGUCCUGCAUGGUGCGACUGUGGGCAAACCGAUCACUGCAGUGGGCAAACCGAUCACUGCGGAACAGUACCUUGGCCAGUAUUCCGAGUCGGCUUACAGCCAUCCCACAGACAACUUUGUCAUCUGCUCAUGGGAAGAGGCUCGAACAAUCCUGGGUCGCGGUCCUUUGAAGCUCCCGCUUCUCAUUCCCAGAGACUUGAACCACUCUGUUGGCGAUAGACUGCGGCUUGAAGAGUACGUGAAGUAUCUGAAGACUCGGCAGCAACUUGACGUUCACAUUUAUCGAAAACCUGCCGCUGAAGGAAGGAUACCGAAGAGGUUAGAUUCCGACAAGGCUGUUGAGCUCUUCCUCAAAGAGUCGAACGGACCCGUGAACCUCCUCGGGUUGGACGGGUACCAGCCGAACCCCGUGCACCCCAGCAUAUCAGGACUUCAUUACUUUAUUGACCUUUCGGCCAUUGACGUGGGCGCAAGCGGAAGUCGUGAGGGGUUGAACAAGACUGCUACGUUCCAACUGUUGGGGAGCCUCGGCGCCAUAUCCACGCCUCACAAUGAUUUGUACGGAGUUUUGACCUCACAAUGA
Metarhizium robertsii ARSEF 23 is the source of this 888-nucleotide messenger RNA. Its product is annotated as C2H2 transcription factor. Bases 1 to 888 code for a protein of 295 amino acids. The record is from RefSeq and is a predicted model, not a curated record. The transcript has a single exon. Lineage: Eukaryota; Fungi; Ascomycota; Sordariomycetes; Hypocreales; Clavicipitaceae.